Messenger RNA from Oncorhynchus keta (chum salmon), 723 nucleotides. RefSeq names its product CD209 antigen-like. The coding region runs from base 1 to 651 and encodes 216 amino acids. The transcript is spliced from 3 exons. The record is from RefSeq and is a predicted model, not a curated record. NCBI's taxonomy places the organism in Eukaryota, Metazoa, Chordata, Actinopteri, Salmoniformes, Salmonidae.
AUGAGUUCUUAUGACAAUAAUUUGUGCUUCAGUGUGGAAGAGAAGUUUCCUAGCUGCUGCAGUGUGUCUGGGGCUGCUGUGUGUUCUCCUAUUGGCUGGGAUCAUAGGCCUGUUACUCUACCAGAGAAACUUAUUGAACAGUUACAACAACCUGACUGCAGAGAGAGACCAGCUACAGACCAGCUACAACAACCUGACUGCAGAGAGAGACCAGCUACAGACCAGCUACAACAACCUGACUGCAGAGAGAGACCAGCUACAGACCAGCUACAACAACCUGACCAAGAGAGAGACCAGCUACAGACCUGUAAUAAAUAUGGCACAUGUCCCCAAGACUGGAUAAGGUCUUGCUGCAGUUGUUACUACAUCUCCCCUGAUGAGAAAACGUGGGAAGACAGCAGAAAGGACUGUCAGACGAGAGGAGCAAACCUGGUGAUCAUCAACAGCAGAGAGGAACAGGCUCUCAUCAAAGCCUUCAACAAAAGAGCCUGGUUUGGUCUGACGGACAUAGAAGUUGAGGGAACCUGGAGAUGGGUGGACGGGACACCACUGACCACAAGUUACUGGACCAAAGGGGAGCCAAAUGAUUUGCAAGAAGACUGCGCUUUGGUUGAUAACACUCAAAAAGGACCCAGUAGUGGCUUGGAAUGAUGUGCCAUGUAACCACAAAAAUGUUUGGAUCUGUGAAAGGCAGCUGUGUUAAGUCUAUCAAUAACAGGUUGA